AUGUCUGGGGACGAUGCAGAAUUUACGGGAAAUUUGGGCUACAACGGACUCGACUCGUCUUUAAACUAUUUCACCUAUCCACCUGACAUUUCCACUAUUGCCAAUUCAGAUUUGGCAGUCAUUUUCAAAUCCUUGACCAAGAAAGACCCGAAAACUAAAGAAAAAUCGCUAAAUGACUUAUUGGCUAAACUCAAGGAGAGCAGUGAGAGCUUGGACGAAAACUCAGUCAUCUGCUGGAUCAAACUAUACCCUAAACUCGCCAUCGAUAACGCAAAAGUUGUACGGGCUUUAGCUCAUCAGAUACAGGGCUCUUUUUUGAAAAACUUGGGAGGCAAAGGAUUCAGCAAGUAUUUGAAAAGCUCAAUGCCCACAUGGCUAAUGGGUGUGUACGACUCAGACAAGACGGUGUCGUCGAGCGCAUACAAUUCGCUUUUGGAAAACUUUCAGGGCGAUCUGGCGAAGCUCGAGAAAGCUUGGCACUUGUUUCAAGAUCCGAUCUUGAACUUGGUGGGCAGCGUGAUUGUCGUGGAGCAGCCGGAAACAUUAACGGACCCAAGGUAUACCAACGAGUCCGAGAUCCAGCUCAAAUACGACAGGGUCUUGUCCAAUUCUAUAGCUUUACUUUUAAAAGUGAUCAAUGAGGAUGCAUCACCAGGGCUUAUCGAGAAGAUCUUGCUACUGGAGACAAUCUGGAGUAAGCUCAACUCGUGUCUCAAGGGCGAGACAAUGAAUCUCAACUUGUUCCGCUCCAUAUUGACGCUAGUUUUGGCAUUGUUUUCGGAGAACAGAAAUAACCCAGCAAUGCCGGAGAAUGUCGCCAAACAGGAGGCCUUGUACAAACUCGUUUCCAAAUCCAUCCUCAAGGUGAAGUUUAGUGACAAAGUGCAGCCAAUCAUUUACUCCUCGGUUGUAUGGCCCUUUUGGAAAGCACUUGUUGAACUUACAUCUUUUGGAUGUCGAAACGGAUAUAAAAAAAACUUGUGGAACUACUCAAGCAAGGCUGCGAAAAAGCUCUGCGAAUACGUGCAGCUAGGUGCAUGCGAUCUGGAGUUGAGCUAUUACGAGUUGGUGACACUGCUACUAUCCAUCAUCAAAACACACAAUAUCGACGUGGUUGAUUUUUCGGACUCCGAGCUGCUUGAGUUUUACGUCAACACUUUAUUGGCCCAGUUUAAGCGGGUUCGGGAAGCGUUUAAGCCUGCUUGUUUUGACGCGGUGAUGCAAACAACAGAAUUGUUUGACGUCAAGAACCAACUGCUUUUCAACGAAAUACUCGAAACGGCCAUGCAGGGUUAUUCAACCUAUCGAAUUCAAACAAACAAGGAGAAAUUCCUCAAUGUCUUGAAAGAAAGUCGAAGCCUUGAACAGUUAAAAGGUGCUGCAACGGUUUUGGAAAAACAGGUUGAAAGUAAGUUGUCGACUUGCGAUGAAAAGAAAAUCACCGCCUACUUUGAAUUUCUACAAGCUCUCGGCUUCAGCUCUUCCAUCAAGAAUAUUGUAUCCUUUGUCAUUCAAGAAUACGAAGAUGAAGACAAAGGUGAAGAUGGAGAAAGGAUUGGCAUUCCGCCGGUGACAAAGGUCAUAAGCGUCUACCUCGACUUUGCAACGGCGUUGCCGUCCAAAGUUGAAAUGUUUAUAUCAAGAUUACCGCAAGUGGUUGGCCAAGAUCCCUCAGGAAACUCGGUGCUAUUGUUACGGAAAAUCAAGAAAAAGGCUUUGCUUAAGGACAACGACGAAACUGCAAAAAAACUUAUAAACGAGUCAUUUGCAAACCUUGAACUCAACCAGCCAUCGAUGAUAGAUACAUUUAUAAAAAGAUUGGACAUUGAAAUUGACAAAGACUCUUACCCGCAGAUAUACGCUUAUGUUUGUGACACUUCAUCCGGUGACGUUGAUGCUGAGCAAAUUGAAAAAAUCCUCAAAGCGGGCGACGGAGCAAUCAUGCAAAAUAUGAUUUCGAAUCUCAGUGCAAACAAUCAUGGUGCUUUUAUUGACAGCGUCACGAGGCUUCAAAAGAUUGACGCGGUUGCAAAUUUGGGCAUAGAGAAGGUGAUUGCCCUGGCGUGGCAAAACGUGGACACGCUGAAACGCUUUUUGAUCUCAUUGAGAACUCACGACAAGGAAAUCUACGAGCAGUCAAUGCUUCAAUAUUUGAGCUCAUGCACAUUGCACACAAACCUUGAUGGGCUCGUUGAUUUGGUCAAAGAAGGACCAAUCCCUUAUGACCUUCUUCGGGACUCACUCAAAUCCAUCAUCAACCAGUUGAACCCGUUUGAGAUUGCAAUUUCCAAUUCCUUAGCGCUGGCGGUUUAUUUGGUUUCUCCAGGCACUGGUUCUUUCAAAGUCGAAGGAGUCGUCUUGGCAAAGUUCAUAGUGCUGUUGCUGAAGAAGAAGAAAAACACAGAUGAAGCAAAUUGGCAAGCUUUGGUUUCCACGGCUUGCGAGUAUGUGUCUGACUUUCUUUUCACUCAAAAGUUGAGUGGUGCAGAUGAGGCAGUUUUGUUUGACAUUAUCAGCAAUCAGACAACUGAACCAUCAUCGUCAUCAUCAUCAUCAUCAACUACUACCACCACUUUGGAAAAAAUUGCCGAGUCAUUGACUAGCACUGAUGACCGCGAAUCAAUUUUCUUUCAGAGCCGUGGCGAUGACCUUUUUGCGUUUUAUGCUGCCCGUUGUCUAGCUAAAUUGGUCGAGCUGGCUUGUGAAACGACUUCAGAAUCAUCUUUUGAAAAUAAUAUAAAUGUCAACUACCAGCAACUCAGCAAGCAGCCACUACAAUUCAUUGCUUUCAUCACGGGAAUCAACAACUUUUUGGCGUCUCCUAAACUCGACCGAAUUAGGAAUUAUGUAUUUUCAGAAUUGCUAGCUAUUAAAAAGGACGAGGAUAUCCUCUCAAAGGGGCUAAAAUGGGUAACGAUGCUCCUCCCAUUUCUCAACUUUGAGUCAAAGUCAGAUUUGUUCCCCGGUAUCAAGUUGAGCAUGGUGUUGAACCAAAUGAACGACUGGUUUGAUUCCUCCAUCGCGUAUGACGUUGAGUUCAUUGCAAUUAGAGUCCAGGUUGUGAGAUUUUUGGGAGCACUUGCAUCUAAUCAGCAGCAGAGUUUGCCCGAUGCGUAUUUUGAAUUGACCGACAGGUUGAUUGACGAAAACCUCGAGAUGGCUGGCGACAGGUUGGAUUUGGCGUACUACACUUUAAAGUUUUACCAUAGUAUGUUGAAGUCUGAAUCACCAAUUGCGAGACAGGACCACCUGAAGCUACUUGAAUUUUUUGUGAAUUUCCAACACUUCGACACCCAGGUGCUUCUGUUGGUUGAACAAGUUCUCGAAAGAGCAAUGCUCGAGUCCAAAUUCUCCAUCCCGGAGCUACUUCCGUAUGAAAAUGCCUUGUUCAAGAUAUUGGCAAAUACAAGGUCGGAAACUGCAUUACGACUCAGCGCUUUUUACCUUUCCCAGAUUCUCGAACACAACAAGCAAGAGUUUGUUAUCGAGUUUGCACUUUCCAAAGAAGAAGGGAAAAAGGCCACCAUGCCUCCUCUAUUAACAGAUAUAGCCAGCGAGUUUAAAGUUGACGAUGAUAUCGACAUACUACGCUAUUUAUUGACCUGGUUUUUGAUUGCCAUCUUUUUUAAAGACGUGACGGUCACCAUUAGGAACGACUAUUUGAACGAAUUGGUCUCAACCAAAAACUUGCAAACCUUUUUGUACUAUGUAUUUGAUCACGUGGAAAUGAACCAACAAUUCUUGUCGACGUUGUCGGUUGAUCUGAUUGCAGACAAUGUUUCCAGUGCACAGGAGUUUGAGCAAUUGGCGACAGAUUUCAAAUUGCUUGCAUUAUUUAUAUAUUUCCGAUGCCUCCAAUAUUGUGGAUUCCAAGUCCAGAUGUGGUAUCGCGAGAUUAGAGACAAGCAGUUGCAAAUGAAGGUGGAAAGAAUCACCACCAAAUACUUGUCCCCGACAUUGAUCAAGGCCAUUUUGGAAGAAGUAGAAAAUGACAAGGGCAAGAUCCAAGGAAAAGAAGACAACUUGUCGAUCAAGGUGAAUCGCGUUUCGAACGAGAUCAAGACCACCUACAUUGUCGACGAGCAGAAACUCGAAAUGGUUAUCAAGGUUCCUAGACUAUACCCUUUGGAAAACGUGGUGAUUGAAGGACCAGCGAGAGUUGGAGUGAAGGAGAACAAAUGGAAAGCAUGGCUAUUGGCGUCGCAAAAGAUAAUCUCGCUUUCCAAUGGAUCAAUCAUUGAUGCAAUCGAGCUAUUUUGCAAGAAUAUCAACUUGAAUUUUUCAGGAUUUGAAGAAUGUGCCAUCUGUUACUCCAUCUUGCAUCAGGACUUGUCCUUGCCUUCCAAGACAUGCCAAACGUGCAACAAUAAAUUCCACGCUGCUUGCUUGUACAAGUGGUUUAAAAGUUCUGGAAACUCCACAUGUCCACUUUGCCGUACCGCAUUCAAUUUCAAGUAUAGAAACUAG
Lodderomyces beijingensis is the source of this 4467-nucleotide messenger RNA. The record is from the annotation of a GenBank genome assembly. NCBI's taxonomy places the organism in Eukaryota, Fungi, Ascomycota, Pichiomycetes, Serinales, Debaryomycetaceae.